This is a messenger RNA of Apis laboriosa (Himalayan honeybee), 463 nucleotides long. RefSeq names its product ubiquinol-cytochrome-c reductase complex assembly factor 2. The record is from RefSeq and is a predicted model, not a curated record. Lineage: Eukaryota; Metazoa; Arthropoda; Insecta; Hymenoptera; Apidae. The transcript has 2 exons. The coding region runs from base 98 to 463 and encodes 121 amino acids. Gene Ontology annotation, biological process: mitochondrial respiratory chain complex III assembly. Gene Ontology annotation, cellular component: mitochondrial matrix.
UACAAUAAAUUAAAUAGUAACUGUAAUGACUUAUGAAAUAAUAAUAAUGACUUAGUGACUAAAGUUUUGUAAAUUGGUAUUUUUACAUACUAUUAUCAUGGGUACAUAUAAAAACUAUAUGAAAUUAUUGGAAUCUUGGCCAUUAGAUAAUACAAAACCUGGCAGAGAUUUGGCUCAACAUAUUCGUGACCAAAUAAAACUUGCAUUUGCAAAGGGUGAAGCUAGUGAAAUAAAUCGUGAACAAUGUGAUCGUUAUUAUACGAGUUUAAAGAGAAUUUGUUCUAAUCAUUAUGGACAAAUUUAUAUUCGAAAAUUUCCAAGUACAGCUAGUGGAUUAACAAAAGAACAGUGCAAUUUAAUUCUUACACCGGAAGCAUUACAAUAUUUUGAAGAAAAACAAGAAGGAAUCUUUUCACGUACAUUUUCAAGAUUAUUCAAGAAUGUUAUUAAAAAAAAUGAAUGA